Porites lobata is the source of this 1361-nucleotide messenger RNA. NCBI's taxonomy places the organism in Eukaryota, Metazoa, Cnidaria, Anthozoa, Scleractinia, Poritidae. The record is from the annotation of a GenBank genome assembly.
AUGAAGAUGACACAAAGGCUCCAAGGCUCCAAGGCUUCUGACCUUCCAAGGUUUCUUGACUCGGUGCUUCAAAGAACUGACCAGAUUUCCCAGACGAUGGAUGAGGAAAUUGUGGAGCAGCAUAUUGUUGUUGUCGAUGAAACGGUGCGUUUGCUUCGUAUACUCCGAGACAGCAGUUCGAAUAUUAAUGCCUCUGACAAAGAAACCUUAGAUAAUCUCUCAUCAGCGUUCAGUGAUGUCUUAUCAGCCCUGCAACAAUGUUCAGCCAGAGCAGCCGUGUCUCCCACCACAGUGGCGAAGAAUGUUUGUCCCAGGCUUAAAAGUGGUGAACCCGGUAAGCCGGCUUUCGACAUAUCUGCAGAACUACUUGAAGUCCUUCUGGGUUUAGGAUUUACUUACAUUAGAAUUGCGCAGAUGUUGGAAGUAUCUCGUUGGACUAUAUCAAGAAGGAUCAAAGAUUAUGGUUUAGAAGAUUUUAGGUCGUUUAGUAAACUGUCUGAUGACGAGUUGGAAGACGUAGUGCGAGGUUAUAUUCGUGAACAUGGAGCAACAAGUGGACAAGUGUAUAUGACGGGAUAUUUAAGAUCCCUGGGAUUGAGAGUGCAAAGAAGAAGAGAAAGGGAAUGUUUAGCUCGACUGGACCCACAAAACAGGGUUUUGAGGUGGGGAAUUCUUGUUUCACGAAGGGUAUACCAGGUCUCAUGGCCCAAUUCAUUAUGGCACUUAGAUGGGCACCAUUCUUUAAUUCGCUGGAGCUCGUCAUUCAUGGUUGUGUCGAUGGGUUUUCGAGGCGUAUAAUAUAUUUAAAGUGUAAUUCGAAUAACCUGUCAUAGACAGUGCUUGACCUGUUUUUGGAUGCUGUAAAAAGGGAUGGUGACCGUUGGCCAUCGAGGAUCCGCGUUGAUAGGGGAGUUGAGAACGUCCUUGUUUGUGAUGCAAUGAUACAAUAUCGAGGAGAAGGAAGAGCAAGUUUCAUUGCUGGUCCAUCAACACACAAUCAGAGGAUUGAACGCCUCUGGAGAGAAGUCUAUAGAUGUGUUUGUCAUCUGUACUACUAUACUUUUUAUGCAAUGGAAUCAUCAGGGAUUCUUAAUGUCGAGGAUCCAAUUCAGCAUUUCGCUUUACACACUAUGUUUAUCCCUAGAGUAAACAAUUCCCUGAGACAAUUUUCUGAAGCUUUCAACAAUCACGCAGUGAGUACUGAGGGUAAUUGGACCCCAUAUAAAAUUUGGAUGAAUGGCAUGAUGCAUGCCAAUAAUCCCCUUGCUCAUGGGGAUGUGGAUGGAGAGCCAGAUGAUAUUCAAUUCUAUGGAUAUGACCCUGAGGGCCCCUCUCCUUCAGAAGAAGAUAACAACGUUGUU